CUGGUACGAUAAGGUAAUACCAGAAUGAUAAGUGGUACUGGAUGCGAUGUCUUGUGAAUGUCGGUAGAUGAACUCAACGGUGUGUCUGUGUGUAGAUGUACUCCAUCCGCAGCCUGCCCAGCAUGGUCUACCGGGAGCAGCCAGAGGAAGACGGAGUAGAGGACAUGACGCAGCUGGAGGAGCUGUCUGAGGGAUCUGUGCUGCUCAACCUGAAGAAGAGGUUUGAGAGAGAGAUCAUCUAUACAUAUAUAGGUAGUAUCCUGGUCUCGGUGAACCCCUAUAGGAUGUUCAACAUGUACGGAACUGACAUGGUGCUGAAGCACAAGGGAACCGCUCUGGGAGAGAACCCUCCACACCUGUUUGCCAUAGCAAACGUCUCCUACACCAAAAUGAUGGAUGCCAAACAGAACCAGGUUAUUAUAAUCAGUGGGGAGAGUGGAUCAGGGAAGACUGAGGCCACUAAACUGCUGCUGCGUUACCUAGCAGCAAUACACCACAAACACAACAUUACACAACAGAUUCUUGAGGCAGCUCCUCUUCUAGAAUCCUUUGGAAAUGCCAAAACAGUUCGCAACGACAACUCCAGUCGCUUCGGGAAAUACGUGGAGAUCUAUCUGGAGGAGGGUGUGAUCAGCGGUGCCAUAACCUCUCAGUAUCUGAUGGAAAAGUCCCGUAUAGUCUUCCAGGCCAGAGAUGAGAGGAACUAUCAUAUCUUCUAUGAGAUGCUGUCAGGUCUUCCCCCCCAGCAGAGGCAGGCCUUCUACCUGCAGGAGGCUGAGACAUAUUAUUAUCUGAACCAGGGAGGGGAUUGUGGGAUAGCAGGAAAGAGUGACAGGGAGGACUUCCUCCGUCUGCUGGCUGCUAUGGAGAUCCUUCACUUCACCCCUGACGACCAGGCGUCCAUCUUUAGAGUCCUGUCUUCUAUUCUACACCUGGGGAACGUCUACUUCCAAAGACAUGAGGCGGAUGGCCAGGAGGUGGCGUCUGUGGUCAGUGCUCAGGAGAUCAGAGUCGUAGCUGAGCUGCUCCAGAUCUCCCCUGAGGGACUCCAGAAGGCCAUCACACACAAAGUCACGGAGACCAUGAGGGAGAAGAUCUACACCCCUCUGACGGUAGAGAGUGCUGUAGACGCCAGAGAUGCUGUUGCCAAGAUCCUGUACUCUCUGUUGUUCCACUGGCUGACUGAGAGGAUUAAUGGACAGGUGUAUCCUCGACAUCACGCUCUGUCAAUAUCUGUGCUGGAUAUAUAUGGCUUUGAGGACCUGUCCUUCAACAGCUUUGAGCAGCUGUGUAUUAACUAUGCUAAUGAGUACCUGCAGUUCUUCUUCAAUAGGAUCGUCUUCAGACAGGAGCAGGAGGAGUACAACAGGGAGCAGAUCCUGUGGCAGGACAUCCCAUUCAGCGACAACCAGUCCUGCAUCGACCUCAUCUCCUCUAAGCCCCAUGGGAUACUGAAGAUCCUGGAUGACCAGAGCUGCUUUCCCCAGGCGACAGACCACACCUUCCUCCAGAAGUGUCAUUAUCACCAUGGUAACAACAAGAUCUACCUGAAGCCAAAGAUGCCCCUCCCAGAAUUCACCAUCAAACACUUCGCUGGCCCAGUCACCUACCAGGUUCACAAGUUUCUGGAUAAGAACUACGACCAGGUUGGACAGCAGGUUCUCAAUCUGUUCAUCCACAGCAAGAACAAGAUGGUGGCCAACCUCUUCCUGGUUCACGCGGAGGUCGUAGGUCAGCAUAGAGGUCAUGUGAGGAAGAGCAGCACGGUGACCCGGAGACACCAGCCCCCCACCGUCUCCACCAAGUUCACCCUGUCACUUCUGGAACUGGUAGACAAGAUGGAGAGGUGCAACCCAUCGUUUAUACGCUGUAUAAAGCCAAACAGACAGAAGGAGCCAGGUGUGUUUGAGACGGAGCUGGUCGGCAGUCAGCUGAGGUAUUCUGGUAUCUUGGAGACCAUCAGGAUCCGGAGAGAGGGUUACCCUGUUAGACUGGCCUUCAACGUCUUCCUGUUCAGGUACAAGUCUCUGGUGGGUGUGAAGCAGCCUCCAGCUCCUGAUGGGGAGAACUGUGUCAUCAUGCUCAGCAAACUGGUUCCCCUCCGACCCGGGGCCUACCAAGUAGGAGUGACUAAGCUGUUUCUGAAGGAGGACGUGUACCAGUUGUUGGAGUCUAAGAGAGAGCGUGUCCGUCAGGUGGCGGCCCUCACCCUGCAGAGAUACACACGCAUGUUCUUUGUCAGGAAACGAUACAAGGAGUUCAGAACCAAGAUCAUCAGACUACAGGCCUACUGUAGAGGCUUCCUCACCAGGAAGCGCUAUUUGAAGAUGAGAAAGAGUCUGGUCAAGUUUCGUUCUCUCAUCCACAUGUACGUCACCCGCAAGAGAUACAUCAAGAUGAAGCUGGAGGCCCGCAGGAAAGCAGAGGAGGAGAGGAGGAGGAGAGAGGAGGUGAGGAGAGGAGAGGAGGAACGAAAG
This is a messenger RNA of Oncorhynchus tshawytscha (Chinook salmon), 2477 nucleotides long. Its product is annotated as unconventional myosin-XV-like. The record is from RefSeq and is a predicted model, not a curated record. Gene Ontology annotation, molecular function: cytoskeletal motor activity; protein binding; ATP binding. The transcript has 23 exons. The annotation marks the transcript as partial. NCBI's taxonomy places the organism in Eukaryota, Metazoa, Chordata, Actinopteri, Salmoniformes, Salmonidae. Gene Ontology annotation, cellular component: myosin complex.